Messenger RNA from Leguminivora glycinivorella, 810 nucleotides. Its product is annotated as glycine-rich cell wall structural protein-like. The transcript is spliced from 6 exons. Lineage: Eukaryota; Metazoa; Arthropoda; Insecta; Lepidoptera; Tortricidae. The record is from RefSeq and is a predicted model, not a curated record. The coding region runs from base 119 to 772 and encodes 217 amino acids.
AAUUGUGGGCGCAAAAACCCGAGCUGCUCCGACGGUGUAAUAUAAAGACCGAGAUGCGUGGAGACAGAUCAAUGCGGCGAAAUAGAACGACGCGUGCGGAUUACUGUUGCAAAUUGAGAUGAAUUAUUUGAACAUACUUUUAAUAUCGUGCUCGCUGGCCGUUGCGGCUACGCAGCGGCUGGACGACAACAGCACGGAUGGUCAAAGAAGGAGCACUGGUGGCUACGGUCUGCUGAGACCCGGCUACGGGAACCCUGGCUACGGCGGCGGGUAUAACGGUGGCUACGGUGGCGGUUACGGAGGUGGUUAUUACGGCGGAGGUUACGGAGGCGGAUAUCAACCCGGCUACGGACAGGGUGGCUACGGUGGUUACCAACCCGGCUACGGUCAAGGAGGCUAUGGUGGUGGUUACCAACCUGGAGGGUUCGGUGGUUACCAAGGGGGAUAUCCGGGAUACCAAGGAGGAUUUGGAGGCGGAUAUCCUGGGUAUCCCGGUGCUGGUUACCCGGGACCCGGGUAUCCGGGAUACGGCGGGUACCCCGGUUUCGGAGGGUACCGUCCGAACUCCAGGCCGAACAACUAUUACCCGGGCUACAACCAGUGGAGGCCCAGCUACAACCAAUACCGACCGGGCUUCGACCGACAAUAUCCCGGUAACUCUGGCAACUACCUCGGCGGUGGCUACGACGGUUUCACCGACAACUUCAGGUUGGUGGGACGCAAGGUGGGCGAGGACAAGAAGACCAGCUCCGAAGAGAAGUUCACAGUGUAAUCUCACUUUUGUUGUUCAUUAAAUUAUUUGUUUAUAUA